AUGUUUCAGUGUAGUUUAACCGAGGUAACCAAUGCUGGUUGGAGUUUGUCACAAAAGACGUUGACAGAAUAUUUAAAGAAAACAGAGCAUGAAACUUAUGAUGAGCUGAUUACUCUGUUGUUGAAUUCGGAUAUUCGUGAAUACGGUUCACCAUGGCUAGGAGAUUUGAAAAAGGCUAGUCAUCUUGAAGCGAAUGGUCGAAUUGUUCAGCUUACUGGGUUACGUAAUAUUAGUAUACCACAGGCUACCGAAGAUCUCAUGUUAAAUAAUUCAUCUGAUCACCGUGGACCAUGUUUAUUACGAUUUACUUUCACUGAUGGUCGUAAUCAAAUAUUGGGUUUAGAUAUGCAGAGUAAAUCAGAUUUGAAUAUGGAUAUUCCACCUGGAACAAAAUUUCGUCUAAUUGGUUCAAUUCCAUUAGUGAUGGGGUUUUUAUUAUUAUCUAAAAAGCAUAUUGUGGUACUCGGUGGAAUGGUUAACAAUUUAAUACGGGAAUGGAAUAUGACUAAAUUUCUUAAAGGAACAGAUAAUCGUCUGAUCGGUAGUGGUGCUCCGAUGUUUGUACCGUUCGGUAGUCGUGAAGCUUCUAGCCUUAUUCAGACAGAAGGAAAAUUUCUUAAUCAAUUACGAUCAGAUCGAGAGCGUAAUCAAAUGAAAUUUGAUUCAUUUCAAAUGAUUACAACUAAUCGUAAUGAAGAUCAAGUAGAAAGUGAAUUACAAACAUUAUUCAAUGAACAUCGUAAAGAAGUAUUAGCUGAAUUGAAAUCAUCAACAACUUUAUGUACACCUUUAUCAUCUCAUAAUCAUAUUAGUGGUAAUGAUGUCACUAGCGAUAUCAAUAAUACAAAUGAUCAUCAAAGAAUAUUUUCUGGCAAUAAACCACGACGAUUUCGACCAGGUUUAUCAAGAUUUUAUGAACUUCAAUCACAAAAAACAAUGGAAUAUGAUAUAUCUAUAGCAAAAUUAUUAUCUUUAGGUUAUCCAUAUCAAAUAGCAAAUCGUGCAUUAAAAGAGAAUCAUAAUAAUUAUCAAAUUGCUUUAGAUUAUUUAUUAUCUAAAUCUACAUCAAUUAUGAAUAUUGAAGAUAAUUCAAUGAUGAAUAAUAAUUAUUCUAUCAAUAAUACAUCACGUGGAAUCCAUUCACGUGGUAUUCAUGUUAAUAAUAGUCGUAGUAGUCGAGGUUAUGAACGUGGUCAUCGUGGCAGGAGUCGACAUGAUGAUUCUGAUGGAUAUGAAUUUAAUUCUAAUCGAUCUUCUAUUGGAACUACAAAUGAUCAUCAUACAUUGUUGACCCGAUCAUCAACAGGACUUACUCGUUUAGAUGAUUUAAUUGUUGAUUCAAAACCAAUAACAACAUCGAAUGCAUUAUUAUCAUCUUCAUCAUCAUCAAAUAUUAUAUCAAAAACUUGUAUUCUACCAGUUGGUUGUCCAAUUCUAGCACAAAAUAUAUCUGGUGAUUAUGAAGAAGCUCAAUUAAUUGGUCAUUUCUCUGCACAACAAUUUAAUAAAGCUUUUAAUGGUAACAAUGUCAUUAUUGAUGAUACGGGUUCCAGGGAGAAGGUUGUACUUGUUGCUUAUCAUCAUCAACAGAAGAAUAAUCCUGAAAUAAUUGUAGAUGAAGAAGAAAUUGUACCGAUCAGUUUGAUAAGAACAUUAAAUAAAGAAAAGAUUACUAUAGAUAUGGUACCUCCUGCACCAUUGGACAGGAUACUACCAUAUUGUGUUCAAUCACAAUCUGAAUAUACAGAUGCCAGUCGAUAUGAUGAAAUUCCUUCUACUGAUUAUGGAUUUACAAGUCGACCAUAUCAAUCUAGUAGAGGACGCAGAGGUGUUGGUGGUGGUAGUCGUAAUCAUAGAGUGUUUCGUGCUGGAAGAGGCAGUGGUGGUAGACGUUCACGUUGUAGAACUAAUCACUUCUGAUAAAGAAAUAGCAAUUUUAAUAAAUUUAUUACUUUUCUUUUCAUAAUUAUGCUUGAAAUCAGUAAUUUGCUUUGUAAAAAUGUGUACAUACACUUUGUUUUGUAUCAGAAACAUUUCUCUACACCUAUUAUCUUUUCUUCUUCUUCUUCUUCUUCUUCCUCUUCCCCCCUCUUCUUUUUCUUCUUCUUCUUCUUCUUCUUCUUCGUCUUCUUCUGUAUUGUUGUUAUUGUUGUUGUUGUGUUGUAUGAAAUUGUAUUUUAAUGUGUUUUGUGUUUUGACUGAAACGUUUCAGUAAAACAAAUGAACGGUUCAGUAUAAACUUCAGAAAUUGUCUGUUACACAUAUGUAUUUAAUAUACUGUACAUAGAC
Messenger RNA from Schistosoma intercalatum, 2289 nucleotides. The record is from the annotation of a GenBank genome assembly. NCBI's taxonomy places the organism in Eukaryota, Metazoa, Platyhelminthes, Trematoda, Strigeidida, Schistosomatidae.